Nicotiana tabacum (common tobacco) is the source of this 651-nucleotide messenger RNA. NCBI's taxonomy places the organism in Eukaryota, Viridiplantae, Streptophyta, Magnoliopsida, Solanales, Solanaceae. The record is from RefSeq and is a predicted model, not a curated record.
AUGAUUUUUGGAUUUGGUUUUCAUCCUGUUACCAAAGAAUACAAGGUGAUCAAGAUCAUAAAUUGUGGCAAUAUGUAUUAUAAUGACCACUGGCGCUAUCGUAGAUUCCGGGUUCCCUACACUGGUAAAUCAGAUAUUCAAGUACUUAGUCUUGGUAGCAACAGAUGGAGAAGUAUAGGAGAAUUUGAUUACCGUAUUGAUCCAAGUUCUCAAGGAAUUAUGUUAUAUGGAAAGAUGCAUUGUGAUUUUGAUUUAAACCCAAGAAUUGGCAACUUUCAUCUAGCAGUUGUUGAAGAUUGUCUUGCCAUUGCUCUAACUUUGCCUCGCCAAAAUGGCCGAGGAAUAGAAAUUUGGGUAAUGAAAGAAUACAAUGUGAAAGAGUCAUGGGUGAAGUAUACAAUUGGGGCUCAUACACCAACUCAAAAUUUCGUCACUCAACAUUUGCAACCAUUGGUGAAAGUUCUAUGCAUGUUAAAGAAUGGAGAGCUAUUGCUUGAGUACAAAGGUGGAAAUUUGGUUUCAUAUGAUCCUCAAAAUGGUGUCUUUAGGACGCUAAAGUUUCAGGGGAUGCCUAAUUUAUUUCAGACAUUUGCUCAUGUGGGUUGCCUUAAUUGGAUUGAUACCCCACCAAUAGAUCUUUUACAAAAUUAG